GGAGAAGCCAGGAAGAAAAUGGCGGCCGUGGCUGCAGAGGCGGCAGCGACUGCAGCGUCCCCCGGGGAGGGGGGCGCCGGCGAGGCCGAGCCGGAGAUGGAGCCCAUCCCCGGCAGCGAGGCCGGUACUGACACCCUCCCGGUCACGGCCACUGAAGCAUCUGUGCCGGACGGCGAGGCCGACGGGCAGCCGUCCGCUCCUCAGGCCGACGAGCCGCCGCUCUCGUCGCCGCGGGAGCUUGCUCGCAGCCCGGAGGCGGCGGGGCCGAAGCUGGAGGCUGAGGAGAAGCUGCCCGCCCAGGUGGUGGAGGCGGCGGCAGCCGCGCCUCAGGAAGGGCUCGACCUUCCCCCUUCCCCCGCGCCACCGCCCGAGCAGCCCCCGGCUCCCGAGGAGCGCCAGGAGCCGCCGCUGCCCCAGCCCGCAGCCCCGGCGCUGGUGCCGCCGGCGGGCGGGGACUCCGCGGUGUCGCAACUCAUCCCCGGCUCGGAGGUGCGGGUCACGCUGGACCACAUCAUUGAGGACGCGCUCGUCGUGUCGUUCCGCCUUGGGGAGAAGCUCUUCUCCGGGGUCCUCAUGGAUCUGUCCAAAAGGUUUGGGCCCCACGGGAUUCCUGUGACAGUAUUUCCCAAAAGGGAAUAUAAGGAUAAACCUGAAGCCAUGCAGCUCCAAAGUAAUACAUUCCAAGAAGGGACGGAAGUCAAGUGUGAAGUGAAUGGUGCUGUUCCCAACGACCCUUCUCCUGUCCCGCCGCCUGAGCCGAGCUUGGCUGAAAGCCUGUGGACUUCCAAACCACCACCACUCUUCCAUGAAGGAGCACCUUACCCUCCCCCUUUGUUUAUCAGGGACACAUAUAACCAGUCAAUACCUCAGCCACCUCCUCGGAAAAUUAAGCGACCCAAACGAAAAAUGUACAGGGAAGAAUCUACUUCAAUAAUGAAUGCUAUUAAACUACGACCCAGGCAGGUCCUAUGUGACAAAUGUAAAAACAGUGUUGUUGCUGAAAAAAAGGAAAUUAGAAAAGGUAGUAGUGCAAGUGACUCUUCUAAAUAUGAAGAUAGAAAACGGAGAAAUGAAAGCAUAACUACUGUGAACAAAAAACUGAAAGCUGACCAUAAAGUGGAUGGGAAAAACCAAAAUGAAAGCCAGAAAAGAAAUGCUGUGGUUAAGGUUUCAAAUAUUGCUCACAGCAGAGGCAGAGUAGUCAAAGUUCCUGCUCAGGCGAAUACAUCAAAAGCUCAGUUAAGUACUAAAAAAGUGCUCCAGAGUAAGAACAUGGAUCAUGCAAAAGCUCGGGAAGUGUUAAAAAUUGCCAAAGAAAAGGCACAAAAGAAGCAAAGUGAAACCUCUGCGUCCAGAAAUGCACAUUCAAAAGUCCAUUUCACACGUCGAUAUCAGAAUCCUAGCUCAGGUUCCCUUCCACCCCGGGUUCGUUUAAAACCACAAAGGUACAGGAAUGAAGAAAAUGACUCUUCUCUGAAGACGGGACUUGAGAAAAUGCGGAGUGGCAAGCUGGCACCCAAGCCCCAGUCUCGUUGCACCUCUACCCGCUCAGCAGCACAAAGACAUUAGCAGGCUGCUGGUUUCAUGGACCUGUACCACAAUGACACAGAGAACACCAGAGCACCAGGAUUGAAUGAAAUUGGAGACUCAGAUUUUUAAAGCUGCACUAAGAAGUAAAUGUUCAGGCAGUGGUUAAAACCAACAGUCUCUAAAGGGCACCUGUAAAUUGUGCUAUAUUAAACCGAAGAAAAGGUAUUAGGGGGAAUGUUUUCUAAAACAAACUUUUGCAAUAAAUUAUGCAUGAGUUGAGGAGAAAAGUGAUGUGAAAUACGCACACAAGAACUCAUUUUAUGUGCGAAGACAGUAACUUCUUUUGAUUGUGAAGUUCUUAUCAGGAGUUUGGACAGACCUACAAGGCAUGGGAUGAUGGCAGAAAUGUUGAAUUAUCUUUCAUACUAAAACUGUUCUUUCUCCAAGGUUUAUGUUACUCAGUUCAGAUAUGAGCAAAGGUAUUUCUAAAAUGACUCGCCUGUGAAACCAGUGGUCACAUAUGCUGAGGCCAGUGUUUCCCUUCAGGGUGCCCCUGGAAACGACAGGAAAGAUUUAACAUCAUCCUAAAAGGAUGGCAAGGUACCCUCACCCCGAAAAUUUGGACGUUUCUUUCUUUGAUAAAGCAGGGCUGUAUUACCUUAAUACAUAUUAAGAUGUAUUUAUUUGCCACAAGUAUUUAACAUUUUGUGCACAUUUUCAUAAUCCCAUUCUUAACUUCUAAAUUCUGAGUCAGAGUAGAUAGGCUAGUGUUGAUCUCAGAGUGAUGUAUACUCUGAGAGCUAGUUCUGAAAUCUGAGCUGAAAAGGUGUUUACUCUUCCUAUCAUUACUGAUUUUAUUUAGAUCCUAAAAGGUGAAGAGUCUGAAUUCUGAUGUGGCUCUCCCCCCCCAGAGCUCCUCCUUCUGUGUAAGUGCAAGAAAUGCUUACAGGUGUCAGGUGGGGCUUAUCCCUGGGGAACUAGCAGCAGAAACAGACCCAUAAAAGAUGGUGUCAGGCUUUUCAUGAAUUAUCUUUGGAAAAUACAUAUAAAAAGAAACCUUAAUUUUUCUUUUUUAAUGAGCGGAGAUAACCAGAUUGACCUGCUAGUGCUACAUUUUUAAGGUAUUUUAUAUUUGAUGGUGCCGUACUUUCAAUAAUAAUAAAAACUGAAGUUUUUUAGUGGCAAUACCAAUUUAUUUUUUAAACCAGAAAGAUAAUCCUUAUUGAUUACUUAAAAAAAAAAAAAAAAAAGCCAAAAAACAAUUCAUUUAAAGCAACAUAACCGAGCAUUUGGCUUAAGUGUUCAAACUUUCCAUAAUCUUACUGUAUAGGUUUAGAAUUACUGAACUCCAUACUCAGGAUUAAUAAAAGGUUCUGGGGGAGUUUUAGAACAUUUAAUAUACCUAAGGACUUGUUUCACAACUCAAAGAAGAAAAGGUAGGCACUCUUGUUUCUGUGAGUAAUGCAAAUCCUAAUUACACUGUAAGUAAUUAAAAGUUGUGAUUGCAUUCUAAAAUUGUCUUUUUGGAAAAGUAUUUAUCAUGAAGUCAUUAUACAUAUGAUGAAAUCUGAAAAAGCUCAGGAACUAUGCCAGCAGGGAGUCAAAGAUUACAGGCCGCAGUGGCACCAGACUCUCUGCCCAUCUUGUCUUUAGCUGUAUUACCACCAGCAGUACCUUCCAGACUCCCCUCAAGAACCAGACAACUGCCAUGUGAGUUGUAUAAUCAAGAGUUUUAAGUAAGCUUUAGCAUUAUUUGUGCAGAGUGAUGGAAAUGAUAAAAGGCAAAAAAAAAAAUUGAGAGAUCAGGCUUUAAAGAUCUAUUUUUUUCUCAUGAUAAAUUCUCAAAAGGUGUUUUGUUAUAAACCAGAUUUUCAUUAAAAAAAAAAAAAAGAAACUUGGUGGUAUUUAAAAUCUAGGACAUACCAUGUUGCUAUUUCACUUUCAUUGCUUUAGUUGCUUAAUAUUUAAGCUAUGCUUCAUGCUACCUUUGUAUUUCAAAUCUUCAGAAGCCUAUUUCAUUUUGUAGACUUGAAUGACAAAUUUGUUUCUCAUCUAAAGUAUGCUGAGACAUAAAUGUUAAAAGAAUGUUGUGUAACAUCCAAUAAAGUCUUGAUAUUUUUAAAAAUUUAAUUAUUUAUAAACUAUUUACUUUCUAGGAAUUAGGUUUUAAAGGUUAUUUUUUCUCACUAUUGAAAUUCAACCACUAGGUGUCCUUUAAGGAGCUGUUUUAAGUAGCAUUGCUUCCUUAGGAGAACCUGUAAGUUCUUCAUCACUGGAGGGAUUUUAUGGGACUUCUUUAUGUCUAAGCCUGGAGGAAUGUGAAUGAUGGAAACAAGUAUCUACUGCUGGGUUGGUUGUUUUUUUAAAGGAGUCCUGCCCUUAUGGAUAAUUGGUUGCUUCUUUAGAAGCCCAGCACAUCCAAUGUGAAAAAGUGAGGUCAAGUGUUUGAUCAGAAACACUCAGCUGUAAGGGAAAAAGUAGCCUCUUAAAACUUCCCAGACAAUUGAAGUUUUUCAGCACUGACCCCAAAACUCAGGUCAGUGUGUGUUUUUCCAUUUGUGUAAAGCAAUCCUUUGGAAGGCUGCCAGUUUUUCCAGAGUAUACAUGGAGUUUUUAAUUGCAAACA
Molecule: messenger RNA, 4156 nt
Organism: Eptesicus fuscus (big brown bat)
Lineage: Eukaryota; Metazoa; Chordata; Mammalia; Chiroptera; Vespertilionidae
Gene: PWWP2A
Product: PWWP domain containing 2A
Exons: 3
Coding region: 19-1569 (516 amino acids)
Cellular component (GO): nucleus
Molecular function (GO): histone binding; chromatin binding
Source: RefSeq, a predicted model, not a curated record